Messenger RNA from Protobothrops mucrosquamatus (brown spotted pit viper), 2739 nucleotides. It is a transcript of the gene RNF216, whose product is annotated as ring finger protein 216. Lineage: Eukaryota; Metazoa; Chordata; Lepidosauria; Squamata; Viperidae. The record is from RefSeq and is a predicted model, not a curated record. The coding region runs from base 1 to 2739 and encodes 912 amino acids. Gene Ontology annotation, molecular function: zinc ion binding. The transcript has 16 exons.
AUGGAAGAAGGAGGUCAAAAAGAAGUAAUCAACUUGAAUAGUUUCCGGAGCCAUCGAGGGAAAGAUCGGGUUAGCCACCAAGACGAGGGACUCAUCACCGUCUCGGACUCCUCGGAUGAAGAGCUGCCUGUGAUGUUGGACACACCUGUUCGCGGCCAGUGGGAAGAGGAGGAGGAUGAAGACGUGGUCAUCUUGAUGGAGACAGCCACCAAGAAGUCCCUGCGGCCCAACGUGAUCAAGCCCGCCGCUCCGUGGCAAGUCCUUAACAAGACAGGGGAAGGAGGAUCUAACGGCGACGUGGUGGCCCUUCCUCACAGGGAGCAGAAGACCAAGACCCCGGUUUCUCCCCGGCUGCUGGCGACCCGACGGAACUACCUGAAGACAGGGAGGGUGGGACUGAGCAGACCGACCCAAACCGAGGUCUUGGAAUUACCCGAUUCUCCGGAGCCCGUUGACCCCAGGGGACUCCGAGGGACAGAGGCUGGGCCCAGCACGGUUCAGAAGAGAGAGGUUGCCCCAGAGGUCAUUAAUUUGGAGGAAGUGGGGACCAAUCAGGAGAACCCAGAGGAGGGAGAUCGGACGCUUGAGCCACGGCUGGCACCCAACCCCGGAGGGGUCGUCCAUUGCGUUAAGGAAAACAUGCGGCUGGAUCAUCCGUACUUCCAGGCAGCGAAGAAGGAGGCACGGGCGGUGGUCAAUUUGCUUUCUUCUCAGGCGGCCUCCCUGGAAAGAGAACUGGGACCUUUGCCGAGGGUAUACCAAGGAGAGAUCCCCGGGCCGGCUUUCCCCAGGCCCGAAGCUCAGCAAGAUGGAAUCCCAGGCCCUGCUUCCCCUCAGCUAGCUCAUCCCCCAGAGGAAAAUGGAGGCCAGCAGGCUGUAAUAAACGAGCAGGCCGGUCCGGCGUUUCCAGCCCAAGGGUCACUGGACACCAGCUCCGGUGAGCUUCCCAAGCAGACCGCUACUCUGUUGGACAAAGACCCGGUUGUACUUCUCAUCCGAGAAACGGAAGCCAGGUUUCCAGACGCAACGCGAGAGUACAUCCAAGAGCUGAUACAGAGCAGAAACUGCUGUGACUUAAACAUACUCUGCAAUCUGCUUCUGGAAAAUCCAGACUACCCAAAGAAGGAACUCAGCAUGAUUUUGAACCCAAACAGCAGCCUGCUUUCCAGCCAAGAUGAGACGAAGGUGCCUAAAGUGGACUAUUUCGACUUCUCCAAGCUGGAUCCGCUCGACCAACGUUGCUUCAUUCAAGCUGCUGACCUCCUCAUGGCCGACUUCAAAAUGCUGAGCAGCCAAGACAUCAAGUGGGCGCUCCACGAACUCAAGGGACACUAUGCAAUCACACGAAAGGCCUUCUCCGACGCCAUCAAAAAAUGGCAAGAGUUGUCUCCGGAAACCAGCGGGAAGCGAAAAAGGAGGAAAGAAAUGAACCAGUAUUCUUACAUAGACUUCAAAUUUGAGCAGGGUGACACCAAGAUUGAGAAGCGCAUGUUUUUCUUGGAGAACAAACGACGCCACUGGAGGAAUUACGACCAGCUCUCUCUCCUGCCCCCGGUGCAGCUGGAGAGGGAGUUUUACGAACAGAAGAUCAAAGAGAUGGCGGAGCAUGCAGAUUUUCUUCUUGCCCUGCAGAUGAAUGAAGAGCAGUAUCAAAAAGAUGGCCAGCUGAUCGAAUGCCGCUGCUGCUACGGGGAAUUUGCGUUUGAAGAGCUGACCCAGUGUGCGGAUGGACACCUGUUCUGCAAGGAAUGCUUAAUAAAAUAUGCUCAGGAGGCCGUCUUUGGCUCUGGAAAGUCAGAGCUGAGCUGCAUGGAAGGGAGCUGCACGUGUUCGUUCCCCACCAGUGAGCUGGAGAAAGUGCUUCCUGAAAACAUCCUCUGCAAAUACUACGAGAGGAAAGGCGAGGAAGAGGUGGCGGCUGCUUGCGCCGAUGAGCUGGUCAGGUGUCCCUUUUGUAACUUCCCGGCUCUCCUGGACAAGGACGUGAAGCGGUUCAGCUGUCCCAACCCGUGCUGCAGGAAGGAAACCUGCAGGAAAUGCCAGGGCCUCUGGAAGGAACACAUGAACCUCACCUGUGAACAGCUGGCCGAAAAGGAUGACAUCAAAUACAGGACGUCCAUAGAAGAGAAGAUGACGGCAGCCCGUAUCAGAAAGUGUCACAAAUGCGCCACCGGCUUGAUCAAAUCGGAAGGCUGCAACCGCAUGUCCUGCCGUUGUGGGGCCCAGAUGUGCUACCUCUGCCGAGCUGCCAUUAAUGGGUACGACCACUUCUGCCAGCACCCUCGUUCCCCGGGAGCCCCGUGCCAAGACUGUGCAAAAUGUUCCCUUUGGACAGACCCCACGGAGGACGAUGAGAAGAUAAUCCAUGAAAUUCAGAAGGAAGCGGAGGAAGAACAAAAGAGGAAGAACGGAGAAAACAGUUUUAAGCGGAUUGGCCCUCCGGUGGAAAAACCCGCAGAGAAGAUCCCACGGAUUGAAGCCAUCCCCAGGCCGGUUCCCCAGAACCUCCACCACCACCACCAAAUACGCCCCUACCCAUUUGGUCACCCCCCUUUCCCUCUCCCCCCGGUGCACCCCCUGUACAACAACCUGGGCCCCAUCAACCUGGGCCCCAUCCCGGCCCCUUACGUCCCCCCACUCCACAACAUGAGGAUGAACUACGACUUUCCCCAAAUGAACCUACAUUUGGAGCACAACCUUCCUAUGCACUUUGGGCCUCAGCCUCGGCAUCGGUUCUGA